CACUCGAGAUUCGUAUACAUUUGAUCANAUCAAGUCUAUACUGCAANCGUUUGAGAGUACUCUAUACUGUUAAGAGCGAAGCAGAAUCUANAAAGAUGCUGUCUGCUGCUACGAAGCCGGUCAUGCGAAAUGCUACCAGCAAAAUCCCGAUUAUCGUCUCUCGAGCUCGCUCGGAGCGAAUUGUUGGGUCGAGCNCGAUGACGACUGUCUCGCCAGCUGGUUCUGGUGCAGCGGUCAGAGGUAUACGCUCGCGGAUCCCGGUGCCAGCAUCUCGUAUCGGUCAAGGCGGUCGAGGUCGUCAAGAAGGUCUCCACUUGCUCGAAAGCUAGGCUCGCUGGCUCUCGGCAAGUCUGCCGCUCGGUCGGUGCUGCAGAAGACGGUGACUCAGCCUCGGCCGUUCAGCUUUGGUGUGUCGAAGGGGAAGAAACCGG
Messenger RNA from Mixia osmundae IAM 14324, 431 nucleotides. RefSeq lists its product as uncharacterized. The record is from RefSeq and is a predicted model, not a curated record. NCBI's taxonomy places the organism in Eukaryota, Fungi, Basidiomycota, Mixiomycetes, Mixiales, Mixiaceae. The coding region runs from base 96 to 329 and encodes 77 amino acids. The transcript has 3 exons.